Molecule: messenger RNA, 9228 nt
Organism: Neoarius graeffei (lesser salmon catfish)
Lineage: Eukaryota; Metazoa; Chordata; Actinopteri; Siluriformes; Ariidae
Gene: pde3b
Product: phosphodiesterase 3B
Exons: 16
Coding region: 256-3516 (1086 amino acids)
Biological process (GO): signal transduction
Cellular component (GO): membrane
Molecular function (GO): 3',5'-cyclic-AMP phosphodiesterase activity; protein kinase B binding
Source: RefSeq, a predicted model, not a curated record
CUCUAGGCGGCGCUCCGGAGCUCAUCAGCGCUAAAACAACAACAACAAUAACACUCACCUUCUUUCUUCCUGCAGUCGAGAGAGAAGUUUAAGAAGAAGAAUGCUGGAGCGGUUGAAUUGGUUCCGGAGCGCCGCCGCCAUGUAGCCGAACCGCCGGUCGCGGGCAGGAUGAAAGUCUGAGACGGGAACGGAAAGCGCGUGCUGUGUGUGUGUGUGUGUGUGUGUGUGUUCGGUCGGUCGGUCGGAGGGAAAAACAUGGCUGUGCGGGAGGAAGGCGAGGUUUCUCACGGUAAAGUCAGGCACGACGGCGGCGCGGAGAGCUUCAGGAACGGCUACGUGAAGAGCUGCGUCACGCCGCUGAAGCAGGACCCGCCGCGGGGGCUUUUCUACAGCGCGUGCCGCUCGUGUAGCGACUCGAGCUCCAGCUCGUCCGGGGUCGCGCGCGCCUCCGCCGCCUACGCGGGAGCUCUCGCUGCGCUCGCGGCGUCCUUCUUCCUCUCGCGCCGCUUCCAGAGCGCCGAGCUGCGCGCGCUGCUGUCGGACGCCGUGAGCUCCGUGAGUCCGCUGUUCAGUAUCGGCUGCGCGCACUUCUUCCUCACCUUCUACCUGCGCCGGCGGAAGCGCGAGAGCAGUCGCGGCUGGCUCGUGGCCCUGCCGGUGUCGUGCUACCUGGGGGACUUCGCGGCGCUGCGCUUCCUGCAGUGGGGCUCCGGGGAGCAGGAAGACUCCGCCGCCUCGCAUCACGUGCACACGGCGGGCCGCCUGCUGUUCGUGCUGGGCUGCGUGGGCCUGCUCACCCUGCUGCCCACCCUCAAGCUCCGCCACAGCGUGCUCGUGCUGCUCUUCGCCAGUUGCGCGUGGCUGCUCGCGCACACCGGCCUCAGCUGCGUGGCGUCGUGGUUCAGGCCGCUGAUCGCGUGCGCCGCCGCCGUCACAGGCUCGGUGCUGGGCCUCGGGUUCGACCGCUCGUAUCCGCCGAGGGAGACGGCCAACCGGACAUCCGAGGAGCGCGUGCCGGUGGUGAGGCCGAGGAGGAGAUCCAGCUGUGUGACACUCGGAGAAACUUCCAGUAGCUGCUAUGGCAGCUGGAAAAUGCCGCGCAGACCGUCAUUACCGUGCAUCUCCCGGGAGCAGAUGAUCCUGUGGGACUGGGACCUGAAACAAUGGUCCAAACCUCAGUAUCAGGGUUCAGUGUGGGGAGCAGAUCUGUCAGUGAUUAGUGAUGUGAGGAACCUGAUAUCAGACCUGCUGCAGGACUCGUCUCUGUCUCCACAUGUCAUGUCGUCAUUGCGCAGCGUCAGCAGUUUGAUCAGCAGUGUCUCGGGCUCCUACCGGCCACGCCCCAAUCCAUUCACACCGUUCCCUGGGUUCUACCCCUGUGCUGAGGCAGAGGAUCCGAGUGACCGAGCUGAGAGAAAACCUGUGAAGGGCCUGAGUAGUAGGAACAGCCUGCCGACUCCUCAGCUGAGACGGAGCUCUGCGUCCUCGUCUCCCUCUCCUCUGGAGAUGCUGUCGUCCCCUCGCUGGGAGCGCAGUAAUGGAAAGAGAUCUCACACUGAGCUUAAUCCCGGCAGUCAGGGCUCGUUCUCCAACGGGCCAAACAGCAACCUGUUGACCAUCCCAAAGCAGAGAUCUUCCUCCGUUACGCUCUCCUACGGCCACACCGUGCCCAGAAGACCAGGUGUGUCUCAGAGUCUGAGUCCUCUCACUUCUCCGAGUCAUGGUCCCCUGUCCUGUGUGAGCUCAUCGCUGAUCACUCGCUCUCCGGUGGAGUUUCCUGACACGGCUGACAUCCUCACCAAGCCCAGUGUAAACCUGCACAAAGCCCCAGGGUUUUCGCUCAGCUUGCUCUGCACCAGUUGUGGGCGGCAGAUACUGAAGAGCAGCUCUACCACUGAGGUGGCUGAUGGUCACAUGACCUCAGGGCCUGACAUGCAGAGAAGACGAUCAGCUGAGGAGACGGAAUACAGCGGUGAUGGUUUGAUCAGGGAGGAGAGCGGGGAAGUAGAAGCUCAGGGAGAGGAAGCAGGACCAACUGCAAAAGCUAAAGAACGAGCUGAGCACGAGGAGGAGGCGCGAAACUCGAGUGUGCAGGAGACUCCAUCUCAUUCUGAGGAAUUCAAGUUGGAUCCCCUGCUGGAGGACCAUGAAGCUCUGUUGGAGAAGCUCAACCACUGGAACUUCCAGAUCUUUGACCUGAUGGAAAGGACGGGAGGGAAGUCAGGACGGAUCCUCAGCUACGUGGCCUACACUUUGUUCCAGGACAUGGGUCUGUUUGAAAUCUUCAAAAUCCCCGUCCGGGAGUUCAUGACGUACUUCUGCGCUCUGGAGAACGGCUACCGCGAUAUACCCUAUCAUAAUCGUGUCCAUGCCACAGACGUCCUUCACGCUGUGUGGUAUCUCACCACCAGACCCAUCCCAGGCUUCCAGCAGAUCCAUAAUGAGCAUGUGACAGGAAGUGACACAGACUCCGACAGUGGCAUCUCUCCUGGUCGGGUUUCUUAUGCUUUGUCCAAAAGCUCCUCCAUCUCAGACAAUAAUUACGGCUGCUUGGCCUGGAACGUUCCCGCCCUCGAGCUCAUGGCACUAUAUGUAGCAGCUGCUAUGCACGACUACGAUCACCCAGGUCGCACAAAUGCCUUUCUUGUAGCUACUAAUGCCCCUCAGGCAGUGCUGUACAACGAUCGUUCAGUCCUGGAGAACCAUCAUGCUGCCGCUGCAUGGAGCCUUUUCCUGUCUCAGCCUGAAUUUAACUUCCUGUCCAACCUGGACCAUGUUGAGUUCAAGCGUUUUCGCUUUCUUGUUAUUGAGGCCAUCCUCGCCACAGACCUGAAGAAGCACUUUGAUUUCUUAGGAGAGUUUAACUCCAAGGUUACGGAUGUGAAUAGCCCAGGUAUCGACUGGACUAAUGAGAACGACAGGUUGUUGGUAUGCCAAGUGUGCAUCAAGCUGGCAGAUAUUAAUGGACCAGCAAAAGAGCGCAGACUUCACCUGAAAUGGACAGAGGGCAUUGUGAAUGAGUUUUAUGAACAGGGAGAUGAGGAGGCUCGCCUCGGAUUACCCAUUAGCCCUUUUAUGGACCGCUCUGCACCACAGCUGGCCAAAUUGCAGGAGUCCUUCAUCACGCACAUCGUCGGACCACUGUGCAACUCGUACGAUGCUGCUGGCCUCCUCCCAGGUUACUGGGUCAAUGAGGAAGAAGUGGAUGAAGAAGAUGGAGAGGAGGAAGAUGUUGAAGACACAGAGUCUGAUGAUGAAGACCUUGACGAAGAGCUUCAGUUAAAGCCGAGGAAAAGCCGCCAGCGUCUGUUCUGCAGCAUUAUGCAGCACCUGACUGAAAACCACACAGCGUGGAAGCAGAUCAUCGAGGAAGAGGAGAAGAACUGUGACCUGGGCCUUCAGCAGCAGCAAGAGCAGCAGCAGGCAGACAUGUUGAGCCUUCCUCCUCCCUCCUCAGCCUCAGAUGACAUUCAGGUCAUUGAGGAGGAGGCUGAAGAGGAGGAGCGGCAGCAAUAGGGGGGAUUAAGUUGAGCCAAUUGGCUGAGAAAAAGAACUAGGGGAGGAGCCUGAAGCAAACAGUUGACUCUUUGCUCUUUCCUCUCCUCCACCAGAACACAGACACACAGUUCAAACUGACACCAGACGAUUCUGCCAGAUCUCCUGUGCUGAAAUGAAUCACUGUGACGCAAAUGCAGUUCACAUGAUGUUGAAGAAAAAAAAACUAAAAAAAAAAGGCCUUACUACUGUGAGAGCAUCCUAUGCACUUUCACCCCAUGGAGAAUGAGAAAAAGGGUUGAAAAAAGACGAAAUGAAAUAAUGAAUGAAAUUCUCCAUGGUUAUUUGGCUGUGAUGCUGCCUUGAAAAAAUAGAGCUCUUAACUCUCCUGUAGGUACUUAUUACAAUUAUUAAAAAAGUUUAAAAGAAAAAAAAAACCAGAAUGGCAGAAGACUUUCAAGUCAUCACUUGUUACCAAAGCAAGCAGUUAACAACAAAUGAGGCUGAGGCUUUACUAGGCUCAGUGUCAGGAAUACUCUAAAAGCAUAAAUCAAACGUGCCUGUCUGACCCCUUUUUUUUCUCCCCCCCUUGCUUUGGGGUGUUUUUUUUUUUUUGUGGUCCUGGUGAUGGACUCUGACCCUCAUCACGACAUGUGCAGUUUCCUCCUCAUGCUGGCGACACGAAAACACUGUAUCAUUAUUAUUGAACUCAGCCACUAGGACUUUAACAUGGAAAUGCUGACAGUCUGACUGAAAAAACAUGAAUAUUUACUUUUGCAUCAUUUUCGGAUGCUUUUUUUUUUUUUACACUCACCUGCAUUUUAGGUUUUUUUUGUUAUUCAUUUUUGUGUGUUCAUGAGGGUUUUUUUUCUUUCCUCCUCAGGAAUGCAAAGUUGCCAUUUGUUUUUCCUCUUGUGAACUGUUAAGAGCAUUAUGUAUGGAACAGAGAAGAAACCCUGUUCUAAUGAAGGGAUCUUACUUAUUUUAUUUCUUUUAUAACUCACUCACUCGCGCACACACAAAAUGGCCUCUAUGAUUAUUGGCACCUCUUUAAUUGAAAUAAAUUUAUUCAGAGAAAAGCAAAUUCCUCAUCAAGAAAUAAUUAUUUUCAAUAAAAACAUGUCUUUAUUAUUGGCCCCCCUGCAUUUAAUACUCUGUCCAAUCUUCUUUACCAGUAAAACAGCACUGAGUCUCUCCUGUAACAGUUUAAAAGGUUGGAGAUCCAGAGCGGGGCAUUGAGCCCAUUCCUCUUUCCACAAUCUCUCCAGAUCAUCCAGGGUCCUCGACCCUCUCUUGUGCUCUCUCUCCUCUUCAGCUCCGCCCACAGGUUUUCAGUGGGGUUCAGCUCAGGGGACUGAGAUGUUCAGGGCAGAAGCACGAUUCUGUACUCAGUGAACCAUUUUAGUGUUGAUCUGGACAGAUGCUUUGGAUCACUGUUCUGCUGGAAGAUCCAACAACGACCCAGUUUUAGCUUCCUGUCAGAGGAGCCAGAUUCUGAUUUAAAAUGUCCUGGUGUUUUAUGGAGUCCGUGAUGCCAUAGACCCUAACAAGGUUUCAGGGCCUUUGGAGGGAAAACGGCCCCAAAACAUCACAGAACCUCCACCAUAUUUUACAGUUGGGAUCGGGUUCUUUUCAUUAUAGCCAUCCUUCUUUUUACUCCAAACCCACCGCGAGUGUUUGUUGCCAAAAAGCUCCAUUUUUGUUCCAUCAGACCAGAGAACACGGUUCCAGUCAAAGUUGUCGUAGUGUUUCACAAACUUCAGGUGCUUACAUUUGUGGUUAACUGAUAGAAAAGGCUUUUUUCUGGAACCUUCCAAAUAAUCUGUUGGCAUGGAGGUGGAGUCUGAUGGUGGUUUUGGAGACUCGGAAACCCCAAGAUUUUAUUUUUUCUUGUAAUUCACCAACAGUGACCCUUGGGGAUUUUUUGCCUCUCUUACCCUCCUCACUGUCUGUGGGGUAAAAUAAACUCGGCUCCUCUUCCAGGUGAGUGUGGAACAGUUCCAGUUGGCGUCCACUUUAUUUUUGCCCUAACAGUAGAAAUGGAUAUUUUCAGGUGUGGAAAUUGUUUUUUUUUUUAUCCCCAUUCCCUGACUUAUGAAAGUCAACACACUUCUCCCUCAUGUGGUUUGUGUGUCUCUUUCAUGUUUCCCAUGUUGAUGUUGAGGGAAUUUGGCCUCUGUGUCGCCUCAUAUUCGUUCCCCAGUUAAUCAGGAAGUUAUGGAUUACAGCUUGAAAGUUCCUACACACUCCAAUCAACUCAAACAUGUCCAAUUUAAAUGGAAACAUGCUUCAAGUGCAGUGUGUUCACCCUCAUUUCCUGGGGGCAAUAAUAGUGGCGCGUGGUUUAUUUUUUUUUUUGGUUUGUUUGUUUUUUAAAUAUUUCUUGAUGAGGGGUUUGUUUUUCUCUGAAUAAAUAUAUUUCAAUUAAAGGCUGGAAUUUUCUCAUUUUGUCCAGUGUGAGAUGAAGCGACUUCACCAAAAGGUGGAUUCCCCCCCCCCCCUCCUUUUUUUUUUUUUAAACUAAUUUUCCCAAGGGGUACCAAUAAUUCUGGAGGGCACUGUGUAAUGUGUAAUAUAUUAGUGUGUCCAUAAAUAUUUGGGCAUUGACAGUUAUUGUUAACACAUUUCUGUCCACCACAGAAAUUAAAUAUUGAAUAUGAGCUCCAAGUGCAGACUUUAAUUCGAGGGAAUUUGCAUUGAAAUUGGGUGAAUGAAUGGUUUAGGAAUUCUCUCACUUUUUAUGGGACCAAAAGUAAUUGGACAAACCCACAAGUAAUUGUUACUUUUAAUACUCUGUUAUUAAUGCUUUGCAGUGAAUGACUGCCUGAAGUCUGGAACUUGUACACAUCACCAGAUGCUGGGUUUCUUCUUCAGUGUUGAUCUGCCAGAUUCACUGCAGCUGACUUCACUUCCAGGUGUUUUUUUUUUUUUACACUGGGGUGUUUUUCCUUCACUUUUGUCUUUUGCACAUUCAGUUGGAUGACGCUCAGGUGAUUGACUUGGCCAUUGCAGAAUAUUUCACUUCUCUGCCUUUUUUGAAUUGCUUUUUGAAGUACACUUCCACUCAUUGUCCAUCUGCACUGUGAAGCUCCAUCCAGUGAGUUUUUAAGCAUGUGGCUAAAUGUUUGCAGAUAAUAUCACCUUGUACACUUCAGAAUUCAUUCUGUUGCUUUGGUCAGCAGUCACAUCAUCAGGAACUAGAGAUCCAGUUCCACUGGCAGCUGUAAACCUCCACGCCAUGAGAUGAGGUGGUAUACUCCAAAUGCUACACUUGAAAUAAACUAGCCCUUUUAUCUACUUACUGGUACAUGAAAUAAUUAGGAAAUAACAGAAACUUGGGCAUGGAACAGCUGAGCAAUCAAUUGUCCAAUGGAUUUUGGGGAUGUAUAAGUUUUGGGACAGACAAGUGCUGUAAUUCCAGCACUGUUCACCCGAUUUGGGUGUAAAUUCACUCAAAGCUGGGAGUUUGUGUUUUGAGCUCAUAUUAAUAAUUUAAUUUUAACUCCGGUAUACUGUAGUAGAUAUCCAGGAUAACAAUAACUUGGCCAAUAUACAAAUGCCAAAUACUUAUGGACUUGUCUGUGUAUGGCACACACAUGCUUUUCUUUCUUCAUGGUUUCUCAGGAUUCAUGCUGAAUGACCGUCCUGUUUGAUCAGUUUUUAAAGGAAGUGAUUUCAGGCACCUUGUCAGAAUAUCAGACAAUUUUCAGUUCAGAUGUUGGGAGAAACGUGAGCAUUUGUGGCUUUGUUCUGGUGUGAAGAAGCUUAAAUUCAGUCAGAUAAAAUAUCAUUGCAGAUAGCAAGUACUAUCAGCUCCCACAAACCCAAAGUAUUAUAGUCUGUUUUGAUACAAAACAGAGUCUGAGAAUGUAAUGAAAAUUUUGAACCGUACACAUUCUUUUGUUAAAUCACAACUUUCUUUCUUUCUUUCUUUCUUUCUUUCUUUCUUUCUUUCUUUCUUUCUUUUUAAAGCAAUCUUUGCCAAACAUGCAAGCAGGCCAGUGCACCAAUUUGAAGUGAUCCAGGGUUUCACCUCAAAAAGAAAAGCUGUACACUUUUUUUUUUUAUAUAUUUUCGUAUCCUUCAAAAUAAGGCAGGUUUAAUACUAAUAGCGCUAUAUAUUUUUCUCUACAGCAAGAACUCUAGGCAUUCCACUAGAAUAAAGGGCAGGAAGGGGAGACUGACAUGCUGCUCUCCUCAUUGCAUUUUGUUUGAAGAGGAAAGUUCUCAAGUAGGCAGUGUACACCAAGCUAUAUUUAAAGAAAAAAGAGAUAAAAAAAAAUGAAAUGACCUAUAAAUGUGCACAUUUUACUACCAAACAAGUGUUUAAUCUCUGCACAGAAAGAGUAUCUGCAUAUAUAAUAUAUAUUUUUUAAUUAAUCAACUGAAUGCAUCUGUUUUCUACAUACAGCUGACGUUGUACAUUAAGAAUCUGUAAUUAUCAUCCUGUUUUCAGAGUUUUUAAUCUAAUACUAUUUACGGAUGUGGAUGUUUGGGUGUGGUGUUAUUUUACUAAUAAUUUGGGGUGCAUUGUCUUUGUGUUUCUGUGCAUAACCACUCUGCUGAACCCCCCCCCCCCCCCCCCCCCCCAAAAAAAAAAAAGCUGGAUGCUGUGAGUCAGCUAGAUGCAGUGCCAAACGCCCCCUUGUCUCCUUGUCCUCUUCCCUCUCUCUCUCUCUCAGGCUCUUUGUCAUGCACUUCGGCCUUCGUUAGUUGUGGGAGUUGAAGGUUGUUACCAAGCAACUGUAUAGCAUUUCUUUUUCUCUUUCAUUCUCUCUUUUUCCUGUACAUCUAUCAUCACCAGGAAUCCAGUGUCUUCUGUUCACUUCAGUGCUUUGUGCUGCUUCUUGUUCCUGUCCGAAAUGCCAUUUUCUCCUCAUUUCUGUGUGUUUUUUCACUGCAAUGCCCUCCAACCUUCUUGUUCUCUUUAAAUUUAAAAACACUUAUGUAGCAAGAUAGCAGUGUCUGAUAUCACCAUUUCAAUCUUUCAACUUGGGGAGAAACUGACUCCCCCCGCCCCCACUGUUAUUUAUAUCUGUCCAUAAAGAAUACAAUCACUGAAAACAUUUUUAAUCUCUGUGUCAUUCCUUUGAAUGCACAAAUUGUCAGCUUAUAAAAUAUUUUUAUCAAAUGUUUUAGUAUGAGUGUUCUAAGUGUGUUCUAGACACAGGCACAGCAUUUUAAUCUUUCCCCUCUUUUCCAUGGCUGUGGAAUUUGGCUGUAAUUAUUCAACGUUAUUGGCAGCUGGAUGUCUCUCUGGGAAUUGUUUUGUUUACUUAUCACACGCUCACUGAGGAAAUCCCCUGCAUCCUCUGGGGUAGAGCUGCCUGCAAGAUGACAGUGGGUGGAUGAUGAGUCCCUAAGAGAAGGGUCUCCUCCUAAACCAAGAUCAUCCACAUCAUCCCAGAAGAUGGUAUCACUGUGACAGCUUAUCCGGAGUAUCCCUGCCCCUGAUGCCACCUGCUUCAUCACUUGUUGGAUUUGCUCAUCCCUGAGUGGAUGAAACCAGAUGUGCUCUGUGGCUGCCAGUUAUACCCAUCAUCCUGCACUUUUGUAAUUUGGAAAACAAUGUCUAGACCUAGCAUGACAUGAAGGCUUUCCUGGUGAAUCUAGUCUGAAGUUAAACUGCUACAUCAAACCAUUGUGCCUGCAGUUGUGACUGCACUUACAGGUUGGACACAAUGCAACACUUGGUACAUACACACUGAAAUGUAAAUAAAAACUAAAAUCCUU